Dreissena polymorpha is the source of this 1684-nucleotide messenger RNA. RefSeq names its product cyclin-dependent kinase 8-like. Lineage: Eukaryota; Metazoa; Mollusca; Bivalvia; Myida; Dreissenidae. Gene Ontology annotation, cellular component: nucleus; mediator complex. Gene Ontology annotation, biological process: protein phosphorylation. The record is from RefSeq and is a predicted model, not a curated record. The transcript is spliced from 13 exons. The coding region runs from base 78 to 1418 and encodes 446 amino acids. Gene Ontology annotation, molecular function: ATP binding; cyclin-dependent protein serine/threonine kinase activity; RNA polymerase II CTD heptapeptide repeat kinase activity.
GACCUGGUCCGGAAAGGGAGAUUACACAGGGCAUUCACAUCAAAACAGAGUAAUCAAUAGACAAUUCAGUUUUGAUUAUGGACUACGAAUUUAAGCAAAAAACUGCACAAGAGAGAAAAAAAGUUGAAGACUUGUUCGAUUAUGAAGGAUGCAAAGUUGGACGUGGAACAUAUGGCAGCGUUUACAAGGCUGAAAGCAAAGAUAGCACUGACGGAAAGGAAUAUGCACUGAAGCAGAUAGAAGGCACUGGGAUAUCUAUGUCCGCAUGUCGGGAAAUAGCACUUCUUAGAGAAUUGAAACAUCCUAAUGUCAUCAGUCUACAAAAAGUGUUUCUUUCUCAUCAAGACCGGAAAGUCUGGCUCCUGUUUGAUUAUGCUGAGCAUGACCUGUGGCAUAUUAUAAAGUUUCACAGAUCAGCAAAAGCAGCUAAGAAGCAGAUCAGUGUCCCAAAGAAUAUGGUGAAAUCGCUUCUGUUCCAGAUCUUGGAUGGAAUUCAUUACCUCCAUGCAAACUGGGUUCUUCACAGGGACUUGAAGCCUGCAAAUAUUUUGGUUAUGGGAGAGGGUCCAGAGAGAGGACGGGUUAAAAUUGCUGAUAUGGGGUUUGCCCGUUUGUUUAAUGCCCCGUUGAAGCCUCUGGCUGACCUUGAUCCAGUGGUGGUCACAUUCUGGUACCGGGCUCCAGAGCUCCUCCUUGGGGCUAGACACUACACAAAAGCCAUUGACAUAUGGGCAAUUGGCUGUAUAUUUGCUGAGCUGUUGACAUCAGAGCCUAUAUUCCACUGUCGUCAAGAAGACAUUAAAACUAGCAAUCCAUACCAUCAUGACCAGCUGGAUAGAAUAUUCAAUGUUAUGGGAUUUCCAUUAGAGAAAGACUGGGAGGAUAUCAGAAAAAUGCCGGAGCAUGGAACAUUAAUGAAGGACUUCAAGAGAUCAAGUUAUGUGAAUUGCAAUUUAACCAAGUAUAUGGAAAAGCAUAAAAUAAAACCAGAAGGAAAAUCAUUCCAUUUGCUUCAAAAAUUACUGACAAUGGACCCCACAAGAAGGAUCACUUCAGAGCAGGCAAUGAUGGAUCCAUACUUCUUAGAAGAGCCAAAACCUACUGGCGAUGUAUUCGAAAACUUUGCAAUUCCAUACCCAAAGCGAGAAUUUCUCACCGAUGAUGAAGAGGACAAAGGAGCUUCUGGUGCUGCCAGCAAGACGAUGAAUGAUGCAGCUUCUACACAUGGCCAGCAGCCUCCAGCCAAGCGGGUGAGAGUGAUGCCCCCUACCUCAUCCACUGCCGCUUCUAUGGUCACCACUGAAUAUCAGCACAUGCACGUGCAGGGUCAAGGUGGCAGCCAACAAAUGUCUUUCAAUUCUGGAAGCCUGACACAGACAUCAUCAGCUACUUCCUCAGCAUACCAGCCAAGAUUCUAGCACAAGAGGAAUGCAAUGGUUGUUCUUAUAUGGAAAUAUCAAAUAUUACAAAAGUGCUGCUAGCUGUCAAAAUUGUGGAAUGGUAGAAAAAGAAAUUAGUGUAUGCUAUUUUAUAAUGUGCUGUAGCUGAAUGGGUAGUUGUCAUCGUCAUGCAGUGACAUACAGAAGUGACAGUAACUGUUUAUAAACAUCUUAUUAUGUACAACACUAUGUUUUCCAGAUUGGUAAGAUCUGCAUGUAAUUACAGUGUAAUAAUAACAAGCAAA